Messenger RNA from Trypanosoma cruzi, 2280 nucleotides. RefSeq lists its product as uncharacterized. The coding region runs from base 1 to 2280 and encodes 759 amino acids. Lineage: Eukaryota; Euglenozoa; Kinetoplastea; Trypanosomatida; Trypanosomatidae. The record is from RefSeq and is a predicted model, not a curated record. Gene Ontology annotation, molecular function: protein binding. The transcript has a single exon.
AUGGAGACGUCACAUUCUCUUCGCUGUGCGCCAACACGCCGUUCACUUAAAUUUCAUGCAGGUGCCCACGCCCAGCAUUUUAUCCUCUUUGAUCCUUCCAUCAGCAAGCACGACCGUAUGAUUCUUUAUAUGGAGCUGUUUGCCUUUAUACAACAUUUUAUUGAUACUGAGGCCAUUCCACACUUCAGACCUUCAAGGUAUUUACCUGAAGAAUACGUUGAGCUUCGCGUUUUGACAGACCCGCGUCAUCCUGCAUACGGACAGAUCGGUCUUUUUGCCAAGAAUACAAUCCCUGCCAACACAGUCGUGACACCCUAUAGCGGAUAUAUCGAAAUUUUCAGUACCUCCUGCAGCUCCAGAACCUACACGAUGGGCUUUGGUUCCUUUGGAGAUGAAUAUGCUUUGGACGCCGAGUUUGUUGGCAAUUACGGCCGUUUUGCAAAUGACCCUCGAGGGGUUGAGGGGCUUGUGGCGAAUCUCACCGCGGAGAGUCGGUUCACGCCGCGGGGAGAGGCGUACACGGCAUUGGUUUCCAGGCGAAUUAUUAACAAGGGCGAGGAGAUUCUGAUGUCAUACGGUAAAGCGCAUAGUCUUACGCCUAGUCCGUGGGUGGGAUUAAAAGGAGAACUUCUUACGCGCCAGCGGGCUGGUGGCAUCGUCCCCUUUCCGCAACUUAUGAGCAAAAGGAGAAACGGUUUGAUUCCUCAUCUAGAAUGGGCCCCAGUGCGAGGGAAUUUAAACUCUCUUGCCUCACUUGGGAGUCAUGAUGAUACCGCACGGAUUUAUCAUAAAUGGCUACAGAAAUCAGUUGAUGUCUCGGGCGCCCAUUCACCUGCCGAAAAUGAGAAUACAGAGAUGGUGCUACUGUGGGAGUGUCCACAGUGUGGAAUGUGGAGCAUUGGAAGCCCCACACCUGUGAGUAUUAAUCACUGCUUCUUAUGCCGUUCACCUCGACUUCAGCGGGCUCGCAUGGUGGCAGUUUGUUGCUCCCCUUCAUUGUCACGUGAGGAUGUGUUGGCGUCGGUGAUUCGAGGUGUGGCGUCCGUGCCGUCUUCCCCGCUGGGCGAGCAGCCGCCGGAUUUGCCCUUUUCAACGGCAAUCGAGGAUGGAGCCAGCGCGUUGGGAACGUACAUUGCCUCGUCAUCAGAGGGAAUUUGUGUCAAAAGCGACCAGAAGGGCAGCGGCAGUGGUGAUGCGAGUGGAAGCCCCACAAAAGAAAUAUUAACGUUCCCAUUUGGCUCGGAAGCCGUGAGUUGGCCCCUCAACGUCCCGUUUCUCCCCUGGCAGGUGUGGGAUUCCGCGGUUCCGCUCUCGGCCAUUAGAAAGCACUCCAGAUUUGAGACACAUGUAAGCAUCUUUUUGUAUGCCGUCAAUACCGCAAGUGAGGAAGAUCAUCGGCCAAUGGGUAGUGAGGGUAAGCGGGGCAGAGAGGAGGGCGAGGCAAGAGAACUACACCAACAACGAACUCAACUGCAUCAGAGAGGACGAAGGCCACGAGUGCGGCGAAAAAAAGAAGAGUUGUGGCAAAAAGAGGAACUACUACCAAGCAGUGUGCAGGAUCACGCUGAGGCGAUAACAGCAUUGAAUCCAACGAGGAAAUGUUUAGGCGAAACGAAAACUGCGGAGAACAGUAACGCCACGGAUUACCUCUUCUACAUUAGUAGCUCUUCUUUGUGCGGCGAGAAUCAGUAUGACGCCACUGAGGACAAUAGCGAGGAUGCUGCUGUUCAUUCCGCGUCUCAGUCAUUAUUGAAGGGCGUUGUUCGUCGGGUUUUUGCUGGCAAGUCGUACCAAAGCGGUGAGGUGGUGGCCGCUGUGGGUGGGCUGAUUGUGCCCACGUCUGACGGACGACGGCGACCCGAUAGCUCUGUAUUGGAGAUACCAAUGAAGUAUUUUUUACCGGCACGGGUUCGUCGUAAGCUGCGCGGCAUGCGAAAUGGUGGCAGAGGGCCAACAAAUAGUGAGAUGGACGUGGAAGAGGCAAUGACCCUUUCUGACCUUCUUCGGCGCCUCGAGGGCCUUUCACUGAUUGUAACGAAUGAGCUGAUGUUCUGUCCUUGUCUUGUCCUGCGAGACGAGGAGGAGAAGGAUGAUAGGCAUGCAUGCACGGAUGGCAUUGAACAAGAGGGAAAUAGCUUUUCCAAGCGUCACCCGUUGAUUGGAGCAUGUAAUGUGAGUUUUGUCUUGACAAUGGAUGCCCUUGGGUCUCCGUACGUCGCUGCGGUCGCUUUGAAAGACAUCAACACCUUUGAACCGUUGCUGGCCUGUGUUGGCUCCUGA